Messenger RNA from Vitrella brassicaformis, 5592 nucleotides. The record is from the annotation of a GenBank genome assembly. NCBI's taxonomy places the organism in Eukaryota, Vitrellaceae.
GAAAGAGGGAAGCAGGCAGUGACGGGUAGCGAGGUAGGGGAUCCACGCGUCAGAGGCGUGCGGCUUCUGUCUGUGUGAGAGUCAUCCUGUGGAGGCGCCAUUGCGGCUGUGUCACUUGAGAUGAUAGGGGAGCACCCCGCUCGGCCUCCCCGUCGGCACAUCCAGGUGGUGUCGGCCCUCCACCAGCCGGCGCCGGUCAUCGAGACAGUGGCCUCGCCCAAUGGAGGCCCGAACAAGAUACUCGUCAAGAACACUUUCCUGCACCUCUCGGAGGAGCUGCAGGACGUCCUCUCUAGAAGGUACGCACCAUCACACAUUCGCACACAAGAGGGAGGGCAUAGCCAACAACAGGUCGGUCCUCACAUCACUCUGAUUGGUGUGUUGCUGUGUGACACACACAAUGCAGGCCGCGGACGGAGUCUAGCGAUGCGGUGUUGGACGGUCCUCGGACGCCCAAGCUCAACAUAGCGGAGACUGUGUAUGAAAACUCUGUGUUUCCCCCCGUGGCUGAGCACCCCGAGCACGAGAGCGAGGCCGAGGAGGCGGCGUCGGGCGAUGCCAACUCGAACGCAUCCACGGCGCCGUCACACGGACACACGGGGGCGGGGGGAGGGGGAGGGGGGCAGGGCGGCAUGCCGCAGAUGCAGCAGGGACAGUCGCCCGGCGUGGGAGGGGGUGCGGGUGGUGCCCCGGGUGUGGGCGGCAUGGGGGCCGCCCAGCAGCCACCUAGUGCAGUGCCGUGCAUGACGUCGUCAUCGCCGCUGCCGUCCCCGUCCAUCCCGCCCACACACGGCCAGCCGCCAUCGGCGCAGGGCGGGCCGGGGGGCGGUGGGGGACCACCCAAUCGGAGCGGCAGCAUGCCCACACGACACGAUGUACGUGACGUGAUUGAACACUAUGGGAUUGGGGUGAAGCAGAGAGUCUUGAGUGGUUUGUCUGUGGAGUGGAUGUCGUAUGAUUGGAUUGGAUUGGAUGGGUGCAGCGUCCUGUGAGUGCGGCGACUCAGGGUUUGUUGGAUCAGAUCAACGCCGUGAUGGUCGACACGUCGGACCCUGACUAUGUCCCCACGCCAAACAUAAGUACACACACACAACACAGCACAACACACUGCCGGCACGUGUAGUGAAUGUCUGUGUCUGUGUCUGUGUCUGUGUGUGUCUGUCACCUCUCGUCUCGUCUCGUCUCGUCUCGUCUUCUCGUGUGCAGGUGAGUUGCCCCAGCCGCAGCACGGGUUGACGACGGUGAUGCUGCGCAACAUCCCCAACAAGUACACCCAGAGGAUGCUACUCGACGUCAUGAACAAACAUUUCAAGGUCAGUCAGUCACCUCAACUGCAGUGCACUGCACACACAGCCAAGCCCAGACACGGAGACAGCGCUGCUCUGCUGGACUGACUGACUGACUGACACCUGUGUGUUCCCUCGGUGCAUUUCUUCAUUCCUUCCAGGGUCUGUACGACUUCUUCUACCUGCCCAUCGACUUCCGAAACAAAUGUAAUGUGUGUCACGCCAUGCAGCCAGAGAUCUGCCAUUCGUGUGUCUGUCUCUGACAGUGCCUGUCUGUCUGUCUGUCUGUUUGUCUGUGUGUGGUUGGUUGGUUGGUCGGUGCAGGCAACGUGGGUUACGCGUUCAUCAACUUCAUCCACAGCCACUACGCCGAGAUGUUCAAGAACAUGUUCCACGGAUACAAACUCAACGCCUUCAAAUCCCACAAGGUAGCUGGCGUGACGUGACGUGACGGACACACACCACACACAUCCAAGUGACACAGCAGGGCCGUCUCUAUGUCUCUUCUGUUGGGGUGUGUGUCUGUCUGUGUAGGUGUGUGAGGUGUCAUGGGGCCGUGUGCAGGGGCUGAGGGACAACAUCGAGCACUACCGCAACUCUGCGGUACGUUUGUUUGUUACUCGGGUGGUGUGCCCACACAGGCAGGCGGUAGCCUCGCCCUCAUCGCCCUUAUCGCCUGUCCGUCUGUCCUCCCCUGUCUCCCCCGUCUCCCCUGUCUCCCCUGUGUGUGUUCACAGGUGAUGUCCAUCCCGAUUCCGCAGUACAAGCCGCUCCUGUUCAAGAACGGCAUUCAGAUCCCAUUCCCCGACGCAGACGGACCACUGCCCAGGUCAGUCAGUGAGGGAGAGAGAGAGAGAGAGAGAGACCCAGCCCAAGCACAAACAACUCACCCACAAUCCCUGUCUGUCUGUCUGUCCGUUCAGUGUGAAGCUCCGACCGCAGAAAUGCUGAGAGCGCGGGAGCGAGGGAGCGAGGAGGGAGAGAGAGGAGACACGGCGCGCGCCCCUCCCGCAGCUAUCGUCCUUGCGUCAGCCAUUCCAUAUGUGCUCGGCCGCCCCUCCCCGCCCCUCCCUCCUUCCCCCCUGUUCGUUUGUCACUUGUGUGUGGGCCGGGCUGGCGCAUGGAAGCAAGCGAUGGGAGGUGAGGUGGGGUGUACUUGCCGACCGACCUGCCUGCCUGCCUGCCUGCUCGUGUGUGUGUGUGUGAGAGAGAGCUGACCUCACACACACCAUCGAUGUGUCCCUCUGCGUGUGAUGUGUUGUGUUGUGCUGUGGCGUGUUGUGCUGACUGGCAUGACCCCACCCGGUCGCUCGUCUCUCCGCCCGCACCCUCACUCAUUGGCUGACCUGUCUCUCUCUGUCUGUCUGAGUGAGAUGAAUGAAUGGUGCCUGUGAUGGUGCCUGUGAUGGUGCGUGUGAUGGAUGGAUGGAUGGACACGACAGGCAGGCCGUAUUUUUGUCUGCGCGUGGAGAAACGAACGACAGAGGGGAGGGAGGGAGGGAGGUAAAGUUAAGGAGAGUGGAGUGGAGACUGCCGCAUUCAUGUCAUGUAGCCAGCCUGCCAGCAGACACACACCUGCCUACAUAUGCUCGUAUACGCACUCUCGCCAUGUGUGUGUGUGUGUGUGACUGUGACUGAGUGAGUGUGUGGCCCCUCACCCCGAUCUCUCUCUCUCCCUGUCUGUCUGUCUGUCUGUAUUUGUCUCGUGCUGUUUUUCCAAAGGCCACCUCUCGCCCUCCCUCUUGCCGCGUCUGUCUUGUCUGUCAGGCUCUUCAUUGGCCGCUCGUGUGUCACGCCGGUCCGCCACACACACACACAUAUAUAUACACACACAUACGCCCUAGUUUUGUUUAGCCACACAAACAAGGGGUAGAGGGGGGAUUUUGGGUCACGGUGUUGAUUUGCACGCCACCGAUGGAUGGGAUGGACACGCACGCGCGGCGCUCACCGAUCAAGAGACUCACUCGCCCACCUCUCACGCUUCGGCCACGUCUGUGUGGGGGAGGCAGGCAGGCAGGCAGGCAGGUCAGUCACUUCAGACUUGCUGUAGGUAGCUGCUACUGGAGAGAUGGGGAGGGAAGGAGGGAGGGAGGUAGAGAGAGAUCGGAAGUGUUUCUUUCGGCCGCCAUCCAAUCCACCCACUGCACACACAACACAACACAACACAACUCUCACACUCCACUCACGGGACAGACAUGCAGCAGAGACGGACAGGCAGGCACUUGUUAGUCAGGGUGGAUGGAUGGAGAGAGGAGAGGGGCGCUUCACUGGCUGGCUGUAGGAACGAAAGAUCGAAAGAACAAAGAACCUGUAGCGUAGCAAGUACGGAGAGAAAAUCACUAUCUGACUGACGGACUGACUAGGUAGGUAGGUAGCUGGCUGUCGGCUGACAUUUUUCCUCGUUGGUGGCGGGCCGGCUGGCCGGCCAGGCGAGUGAGGGACAGCAACCAACCGUGCCCACGUGGUGUGCUGUGCGCAGCCUGUCUGUCUGUCUGUCUGUGUGUGUGAUGCUUGUGCAGCUCAGCUGUCACUCUCGGGUGGUGCGGCGUACUUGCGAGUCUCUCUUUCCCCCACUUACCGCUCCUCGUUUUUCGAAGGCCUCUUCCCCAAGUGUCUGUCGUUGAAUCCGUCCGUCCGUCCGUCGCGUCACACGCCAUUGUCAGUCAGUCACUCUAGUCGAAUGGAUGAUGUGUCUAUCUGUGUUCGCCGGUCGGUCGGUCGGUCAGUCAGCGCAUGUCACAUAUACCACACGAGGGAGGGAAGGAAGGCUCAUAGGUGGGUGGGGAUAAGGGAACACAACACCCCCGCACUGCCUUUGUCUGGCUGUCGGCCGGAUGUGUGGGUGUGUCUGUCUGUCUGUCUGCUCAGCGGCUGUACUUGAUCAUUUUUCUGAGCGAUUGACGCAACACACGCGGGGUGAGUGAGAGCGCGAGUGCAUACCUACCAUACAUGUGUGUGUGUGGCGUGGCGGAUUGGAUGGCGCAUUUUUUCGCACGCUGGCACGUCCGUCUGUCUGUCUCGCUGUCUGUCUGUCUGUCUGUCCGGAUGUGCUCUAUCACUCUCUGUUUCUCUCUCCGCGUGCGUGUCCGUAAUCUCCAUGCCGUGUGUGUAUGUUUCAAUGUACCAUGGAUGGGCGGUUGUGGUGUAUGGUGUGUGUGGUGUCCGGGGCGCUUUGAAACGGGGAGACAACGAGCGAGAGGGGCGGUGUGCUGCCUUGUGCUGUGUUUGUGUGUGUGUGGGUGUGUGUGGCCCUGUGCUGCUCCUACCAUAGCCUUCCCUCCCUCCUUUGUGGUUCGUUCUUCCCUCCGCCGGUGCCGACGCCGAGUGCGGUGGUCAAGACAUGAUCAGCGCGCUCACCGUCUGCACCGGCCUGGCGAGAAAACCUUCUGCACGAGAGAGAGGAAGCGACCGAUGCGAUGCAGCGGUGUGUAUUAUCAGCUUAUAUGCCAUCAAUCCAUCCAUGGGCUAUGUAUGCUGCGAUGCCAUAAUGAGUGUGCGGGACGCACAGGCAGAUAUGUUCGUUCGCAGGGAAGGGAUGGUGGGUGGUUUGUAUAUGUAUAGUUAGUAGCACAGAAGACGGGAUGGAUUGGAUGGUGUGGUGGUGCUGCUAGUCACACUCACUGAGCAGCUGCUUUCUUUCUGUGCUGCAUUGCAUCCAUCGGUCUGGCUGCAUGCUUCUCUUGCUGUCUGUCUGUCUGUCUGUCUUUGUGCCUGUGUGCGUCGAUUGAUUGCCCUUAUUGCUGUCCCUCCGUCACGUUACGUCACAUCACGUCACCCUCACGUGUGCAGCACGGCAGCGACCAUCCAUCCAUCCAUCCCACUGGCUUCAUCGAUCCCAUGACACCGCAUCACAUCACAUCGCAUGGCCACCCUUCACGACUGACUGACUGGAUGAUCCAUCGCAUGUCUCUCUGUGUAUGUGUGCGUGUGCCUGUCUUUAUUUGUCAUUCGCGUGGCUGGCUGGAUGGCCGAUCGCUCGAUCGCUCGAUCCAGCCUCACUUCUUUCCUUCCUGCCAGUGGCUGUGUUCUCGUCUGUGCCCGCCCCGCCCCGUUCACCUAUCUCUCUGUUUCCCUUUGACUACUCCUGUCUUUGUCAGUCGUGCCGGCGGCGCCUCUGGUGACGACACACUGGAGGCCGCCGGCGCGCUCGCAUAGCGGGCAAAGACCCAACACCACCACUGCCAUGCCAUGCACCAUUGCAGAACAGAACAGAACAGUCCUUCUUCCUUCCCUACUCCUUCGUCUGUCUGUUCUCCUUGCCGGCUGACUGAUUGAGUGAAUGGACGGACUCAGUGAUUGAUGCAUG